CUAACUCCCUAUAAAAUGGUUAGCCUCCCCCUUACACGUACGUACUCCUCCAAAAAUAACAAAAUGAUCGAUCAUCUCCUUCUCAUGUUGCCACCUUUUCUUCUCUCUUCCGUCGCCUUCUCUUCACCGUCGCCGUCCUCCUUCCCGCCGGUGGUCGACGUCAACGGCGACGUGCUCAUGCUUGGAAAGCCGUACUAUGCAUUCUCCGGGGGCACUUUCCUACACCCGCUCGGCUUAUGCCUACCCUACAACACCAACGGAUACGCGGCUGCCAGGAACGACGUCGUCCAGUGCCCCUUCUUCAAGGAAGACUCGCGUGGAUUCCCGAUCACUUUCUCGCCGGUAAAAGACGACGACGACGACGAUGGAGACGAAAAAAGCCGUGUGGUCCGGGAGAACACGUUUUACAGGGUCCAGUUUUCCAUCGCCGGAAAAGACUCCGGCGACGGAGAAAAAGAGGACUGGGCCUCGAAGAAGAAACGAAGACGUUUCAAGCCCGCUUGGUACUUAAAGAGCGGAGAAUCUCCACACCAGAUGUUCGUGGCAGCAGGCCCAAAGUCUAUAUCGGCCCAAUUCGCGAUCAAGAGAGUGAGGCUCGGUUACAAGAUUGUUUACUGCGUUGAAAGUCAAUCAUCGGGUCGGUUUCCUACUUGCUAUUGGGCCGGGUUCAUAAAGAAUAAUGGGUAUAACCACCUUGGUAUCGGGCUGGGGGCUUUCCCGGUCCAGUUUUUCUUCAAGAAGGAGAAUGACACCUGUUUUAAAGAUAAACCAUGCACGUAGUCUGUAAAAUACUACCACUACUACCACCCAGGGAGUCCUAGAGUAAAUAAAAAUUACUAAUUGAUCUGUUAAUCUACACUAAUUAUCAUGUGUGUCUUAGUGUUUAUAAUUGUAUGUUUGAUUAAAUAAAAAGUAGCAAAAAUGACUAGAUUAUAUGAUAAUCUUUGCAUUACUGUGU
Molecule: messenger RNA, 958 nt
Organism: Cuscuta europaea
Lineage: Eukaryota; Viridiplantae; Streptophyta; Magnoliopsida; Solanales; Convolvulaceae
Source: the annotation of a GenBank genome assembly